This is a messenger RNA of Trematosphaeria pertusa, 640 nucleotides long. RefSeq lists its product as uncharacterized. Bases 278 to 502 code for a protein of 74 amino acids. Lineage: Eukaryota; Fungi; Ascomycota; Dothideomycetes; Pleosporales; Trematosphaeriaceae. The transcript is spliced from 3 exons. The record is from RefSeq and is a predicted model, not a curated record.
UGAGUCGUCACAUCCGCUACGCCGACUCUACCACCCCUUGGGCCUGCUGUUCUGCUGACUCCCAGCCAAACCUUCAUCUUGAAAUACGUCACCUCUCCAUCGCGACAUUACGUAUCCUCCCUCGCCUCGCAGCUUCAUCGACUCCAGCAAUAAUAUCAAGACCAAUCCAGAGCUGCGGUGUUAUAUCUUUGGGUUUGUGAACUCGAACACUGGUCACGCCAUCCUAUACACCUACGUAACACCCCCUGGAUCGGCCGCCGUCUGAUCCCAUCAAGCGAUGUGCCAAAACGUCUACGCCGAAUUCCGCUGCGCCGAUACGCACGAACAGCGCGGCGAGGAUAGGACUCGCCUAAAGCAUAUUGCGCGUUGUGACACCGCUCUGAACAGCCCGACAGGGCAGUCCUGUCUGGAUCCAAGGGAUAACGUCCAUAUUGUUCAAGAAGACGAGCCAGACAUCAACUGUCCUGAGUGUCGGGGAGAGACCCCUCCUGAGACGCCCUGAUGGCUAUGAAUUGGUGAUUGGACUCUAGAAUACACACUGAGGAUAAAACAAUGGCUAUGGCACUUUGUGCCAAGCUGCCUGGGAUGGCCAGGACGGCAAACUCAUGACCAAGUCUAUCUUCGCCUUUUCAGUCUCUCC